Messenger RNA from Labrus mixtus (cuckoo wrasse), 2094 nucleotides. RefSeq names its product TERF1 (TRF1)-interacting nuclear factor 2 (gene tinf2). The transcript has 10 exons. Gene Ontology annotation, molecular function: telomeric repeat DNA binding. Gene Ontology annotation, cellular component: shelterin complex. The record is from RefSeq and is a predicted model, not a curated record. Gene Ontology annotation, biological process: regulation of telomere maintenance via telomere lengthening; telomere capping. The coding region runs from base 272 to 1783 and encodes 503 amino acids. Lineage: Eukaryota; Metazoa; Chordata; Actinopteri; Labriformes; Labridae.
UUAAAUUCCAGUCAAGGCGGGAGGAUGAAGAAGCAGAACUUUUUGAUAGACGUGUUGCUAGCUUUGUUUCUGAAGUGUAAACAAAAACAGCGACUCUGAUGCGACCGGUAGCUGCCUCCAGACAUCUCAAACCUAAGUUAAAUUAAGUUUCCCGGGAUGCCAGCUUUGGAAUGUGUACUGGCGAAGCAGUCUUAGCUUAAAUUUCCUCUCGUCAUAAUUUGUGUAAUUUAACCUGCUUUACGUUAACUUAGCUGCAGACUGACUCAGUGGGAUGGCAACAAAAAAAACAGAGGGAAUUAGUGCCAGCCUCCCCUUUGCUGCCCUCCAGCUGCUGGCCCCGCCUGUGAGGCUGGUCUCUGCAGCCCUGUGGAAAGUGAUGAAGCAGAGGGACGUGAUGCAGUACGGGGUCCUGGAGGAGUUUGUGACGUCGGCCUGUGAGACUGUCCCCGGGCUGCUCACGGCGAGACACCAGGGCAAGCUGGCCCUGGGUCUGAGGGGACGGUACAUCUUGGAGCUGUGUUCUGCACAACUGGAUGAAGAAGUGAUAAUGCCAAAUCUAGAGAGGAUCCGUGCUCCUGCUGGCCUGUCGCUCUCCACCGCUGCCACCUUGAAGAGGGAUGUCAAAAUUGUAAAAACAGUGGAAAGUUUCCAUUCGUUGGUUCACACGCUGAUUACGGACGCAGCAGAGAGAGAGCACUUCUUCAAGGAGGAGUUUCCCGUGGAUUACGGUCCAGCGUUCGACCAGGAGCUGGAGAAGCUGCUGUGGGAGUUUUUGAGCCGAUUGGACCAGCUGCUUCCAGUCCCCAACCUGUCUCAGACUGUGUCGUGGCUCAGCGAUGCCCCUCCUGUCCUGGAGGAGUGUGCGCAGGCGGCCACCCAACCCCAGCUCCUCAAAAUACUGCUGCAGCAUCAAACCUGUCUGGGGCAUCUGGAGACGGCAGCCUCCCUCCCUCCAAACAUGGGCGACUCCAUCCUGGACUCACUCUCUCUGCCUCCCUCCGGAAGAGUCCCUUCCAAACAAAUAACGGGAGCAAAAUCGGCUCCUGGCGGCACGCAGACGCAGCAUAAAGCACCGUUUACCACACCUGUUUUUGGAUUUAUGUCGAAGGAAGAUGUCCCAGUUAUGAUAUCCGCCAAUAAGAGGACGCUAGGAGGGGAGGGGCCAACCUGUUCCAAAGAUGAGCCCUCGAAGUUCACGGUGGUCAAACAGAUGAAAGAAAAAGAAGAAGAGGAGGAGGAGAAAAGAAGUGUUGGAAUGAAACGGAAGCUGGAUGUGAAAACGCUGCACCUACCUGAUGAUGCAUGCAGCCGCUCCGCUUUGGUCCUGUGUAUGAGCAGCAGGCCCCGGGUUGUUAUCGAAAAACUGCCCGACAGCGCCGCUUACACAACCAGCAGAGGAGGGAAGUCUUCGACCGUGACGACGCGGAGUCAGAGGAGGAAGUCGCCGGUGAAAGCUCCAGCGUGUAAAAACCCGAGCGGCCACCCUGUAAAGCCCGAUUUGGAUUAUCCUGGCCCGGGCGACAAAGAAAAUCAUCCUGUGAAAAGUGAGAGCGGCUCUCCCUCCAGGCAAAGAAGUACCACAGAGUCGGCCGCUCUUUCAGGAGACGCCGAUGACUACGUCGCUGAUUCAGAGGAUGAGGCGACGAAGAACUUCAAAGUCAGGCUGUUCAUGAAGCGCUACUACAAGACCAAACACGGCACGUACGUUCCCACGCUGAGGGAGUACCGCAAACCCGGCAUGACCCAGCGCCGCUUGUCCUUGUCUCCCAGGAAACACAGAUGAGGAAACAGACUCCUCACCUGAGGUUGUAAAGUGCUGCACCGAUUACUUGUUGGUUUUCAUGUCUCUCUCUCUCUCUCUCUCUGGAUGUUUUUCUGCAUGUCAUCAGUUUAAAACUUGAACAAGUGCUUCGUCAUCAUGGAGACAAAAAGCAUUGUUACUGAUUAUUGGCACUUCCAUUGAUUCUGUAUAGUUUGCUUGUAAAUGAAGACAUGAUACAUGAAGUAUCUGUUAAGAAAUCAGUGACUUUAAUAAUUAAUUUAAAUCUACAUUGUGUUAUACGCACAGUUAAUAAAGGUAUUUUUUAAAUCUCA